This is a messenger RNA of Macrosteles quadrilineatus (aster leafhopper), 1054 nucleotides long. RefSeq lists its product as uncharacterized. Bases 88 to 720 code for a protein of 210 amino acids. NCBI's taxonomy places the organism in Eukaryota, Metazoa, Arthropoda, Insecta, Hemiptera, Cicadellidae. The transcript is spliced from 6 exons. The record is from RefSeq and is a predicted model, not a curated record.
UUUUACUGUUUGAAUCUCAGAGGGUAGUGUAUGUGUGAAGCAGCAGUGUUGUUAGAAGGAGUUUGAUCAAUUACCGUAUUUUUAUCAAUGUCGUCAUUAAAGAGACUACCAUUGCUACUAGUAGUAAUCAACUACCAUCUACAAGUAGCUCACGGAAGCUCCUCUCAAUGUGUAGCGCCAGAAACAAUAGGCUACUCAAUACGCCAGGAAUAUUGUGAUCAGCCUAUUUUUAACGUAUUUCUCCCAAAAACUGAGGAAAACCAGAUGUUGGACAACAUUUGCGCAACAUUCUUCCCCUUACCCGACGAUCCCAACACGUUCACGUUGCAUGUUGCUAGUGUUUACUGUGACGAAUCGUAUGACGUUCAGUCGUACAUUGGCGCCGACGUGAUUCCUGGCCAGGCUAUAGUUGCAAAUACGUUGAACACAUUUCGUGACUUUGCUGUUGGUUAUGCUGGAUGCGACACGAACAUCAUAUAUCGUUGUAAUGAGUUUGGAGUUGAAGUUCCAAGCUUCGUAUUUGGCGUUUCCCCACAGUGCAAACCUAUUGGACUUUCAUGUCUGCGGAAGAUCCAGGAAAUCAUCAAAGAACAGGGGUUGCCUGAAGUGGACUACCACAUUCUACCCAUGAAGCUGCCAAACAGAUGUGUAACACAACAGUUGUGCACGCAGCCCGCCAACCCCUUCUACAACAACCUGCAUAGUGUAGCUAUGUACUGAAAACAAAACAGUUCCUCUUCAGUUUAGCCCAAGAACAUUCCCAACUCGUAAUUAUUAUAAUAGCUUGCUAUACAACUACUUCAAUUACUUGGUAUUUUCAUAUAUUAUUUAAAGAACCUUAUCUUGGAUAUGGAACUACCAUUAUCAAGAUGUUCUUUGUGUACUUUUGCAAAUGAGUAAUAUAGCAUGUUAUAAAUAAUUAGAAAAUUGGAAUAUCAUUGUUAAAACCACAGGGUUUGUAUUCAUUGUUAAAACUAAUCCCUAGAUGGUUUUCGAUAAAUAUGUUGUACUCCUAAAAUGUUAAUUAUAAAUGUUUUGUGGGAUACCAAGAACA